Molecule: messenger RNA, 5960 nt
Organism: Eurytemora carolleeae
Lineage: Eukaryota; Metazoa; Arthropoda; Copepoda; Calanoida; Temoridae
Product: nucleoprotein TPR
Exons: 35
Coding region: 50-5767 (1905 amino acids)
Source: RefSeq, a predicted model, not a curated record
AAACUUUCUAUAGAUCUAGAAUUAAGGAAGCCUUUAAAAAGUGAUAAUAAUGAGAGGAAAAGGAAGUAAAGGGAAGUCUCCCCCAACGAGAAGUUCUCCGCGGUCUGUAUCAGACAGAAGCUCUAGAUCCUUAUAUCAAUCUGUUCUUGAGAAAUCAAGUAGAAAUAAAUCUGAACUGGAAGCCCCCAGGAUACAGAAAUCCAAGCUGGAUAAAUCAAAGAGUAACAGUUCAAGCCUUGAGACUCCUCGGCUCAAUAACUCAGGAGUUGAAAGUAACAGUAGUCUGGAGAAUACAGAGCAAAAGAAAGGAAGAGCUAUGGCAGUUUGGUAUGAGUUUAAAGACAAGAUAACUCCAAGAACAGCUAUUUCAAAUUUUAUGACGGCUCUUGGAGAUGAAGCUGUUACCCCUUCAGAAGUUUUUAACUCGCAGAAACUUUCCCAGAAAACAAACCAGGAUCUUGGCGGAUCAUAUUCAUAUUUGCGGGGUGUAAGUGGUAUAAAUGCAUCUACAGUGAUCUCGGAUAUUUCUGCAUCAUCCCUCUCUUCCUCAUCCUCACGAGGUUCUCCAAACCCAGUCAGGAGUUCCAGGAGCUCAAGAUCAAGAUCACGGGUUUUGAACUCAGAUGAGAUGGAUCUGGAUAAAGAUAUUACAAGACCUAUCAAUAAGACAGCAGGAAACCUGACGGAUGCUGAUUUUGAUGCUGACACCACUAUGCUGCCUCCUGUCAGGGUUCCCAGGAAAAGGCGUAAGAAUGAUAACCGGCCCAAUCUAGAUUUUUCAGUACGGGUCCCCCGGAUAUCUGAUGGAACUAUUGAAUCUACAACUCUACUGCAGGAUUUAACCCCCUCCCCUGAAAUCAGAAUUACAAGAAGGAAUAAGAAUAUUCCAAUAAUUCCAGAUAUGACUGUUGCAUCUCCGGUGGGGAAGUUAAAUACAGAACAGCCUUCCCCCUCCCCUGUGAUUAGGCUGAAGAGAAAGAGGAAGAAUCAAAUGAUCGAACUCUCAGAUAUUCGAACCCCUGAGAACUCUAUGGUGAAGAAAUAUGAACCUAAGCAGGCAGACACCAACCUGGAGCCUCCUGCUCCACUUCAGUCAAACCAGACUGUAGGCGGAGAUUUAUCCAACCUUGAUCCUUCUCCAGUAAUAAAAGCAAGAACAAGAAGGAUUAAAGAACGUUCUAUGCACAUGUCUGCCAUGGAAGUAACUUUUGAGGACACUGCUGAGAUUUCUGCCACCGCCCAAGUAAACUCCAGUACAUCUUAUGGUGUCAAUAACAUUGCAGAAUCUUCAAAUCAGACAAAAGGUAGAUCAGAAGACAAUUCUGGACUGGAGCCCUCCCCAGAGAUUAAGCAAAUGAAAGGCAGGAAAAGAGAACGAUCAAUCCAUAAGUCGGCCAUGGAAAUGACAAUUACCAACAGCCAAGAUGUAUCUGAAGCCACAGGAGAAGCUGAAUAUUCUAAAACAUCAUUAAACCAGUCAAGCACUAAACAUUUCAAGCUUGCAAAUAAAUCUGCGAACAUGUCUGUCGAUAAAUCCGCUAUUAAAUCUGCAAAAAAAUCCACGGAUAAGUUGCUAUCUAACAGAUCAAUUGGAGAAAAUGGGUCCAUAGGAGUAUCCCCAAGUCCAGCGAUUCGCGUGAAAAAAUCCAGACUACGUGUAGAUCUAGUAAACCUAUCUGUGUCAGCUGUAGCUAGUCCUGGAGCAGAACCUAUCGAAAAUCUUGCCAGUAAUAAAACUAGUAAUGCAUCCACAGCUAAACAAGAUAUUACUCAGGUGCUGGAUGUAGAGUUAAGCACUGCAGCAGAUUCUAGUGAUGUAAAGAGGAGUCUACCUAGCCGGGUACGAAGGAUGGAGAAGAAGAAGAAGAUGUUGGAGGAUUUUGACCUCAGUAAUCUAUCCCAACAAUCCUUAGUUCAGAUUGGAUCUAUCUCUAUACCGUCCAUCUUGAAAAAUUCACUGGAUGAUGAAGAUGAUACAUUACUUCCGGAUGAAGAAGAAUCCCAACUAUCUAAUUCUACCCGGAAUAAAACUCAUCCCUCCCAACCCAUCCUUGAUGCAACGCUACCGUCCAUACAGGAAGACAUUCAGUCCGCUUUGAAAGAGAGAAACUACGCUUCUCUAGCUGAGAAUGUUUCUUCCAAUAAGGCCGACAAUGUUGACGAAAAGGUUUUGAAGUCUGCAGCUCUUAGCUUGAGGCGUAGUGGUGGUGCGCGUCUAGUUGAACAAGGGAAGAGUAGAGUUGAGGAACUAAUUUACAGUCCUAUCAUCAAUACACCUAGUCCUAGCAUCAGACAACUAGGUAUGAAGGAAAACAUUCCCGAGUUAGGAGAAGAGCUAGAGAACCAGGAGAUGGAAGAGGAGGAGGAGAAUGACAAGUUAGCGCUUUUAGAGGAGACUAAGGCUAAGCGCGGUGCACGUAAAUCUACUGUGAAUGGUCCGCUUGUGCGCGUACCUGAUCUUUCAAAUAUAGCAGAAGCUAUGGAGUCUCAGAGCCAUGUUCUUGAUCCCUCUAAAAGCUCUGGUUUGUUCCGGGUUCCCACACCCCCAGAUCAGGAUUCUUUGUUAAAGAAGUCUACUCGAAGUCCCCGUGAAACUGUAGGGAUGACAGAGUCCCCUGGAGUCCGAAGAUCACGAGAAAUUAUCUUAAGACGGGAGUCUAGGAAGAGUAUCUACCAGGCAGGACUAGAAGAGUAUCCUAGAGAACUAGAGAACACAAGAUCAUUUAGUCCUAAUGUAGAGUCUACUAGAAUAGGAAAUAUGACAGGACUGCUUGAUAUAUCUCCAGUCACCCCUGGAGUACAUGUAGAGCAGCGUAGGACUAGGGUUGGCGGUACUCCAGGUUCUGUUUAUAAAUCUGGAGGAAUGAAUACAAGUACUCCCAGGGAGGAUAUCUUAGCUGAAUCUGUUUCAAGCAGGACAAGGGAGUCCCUCGCUACCUCUCUCACUAGAAGUAGAACUCAGUCAAGUUUAAAGAGACAGAAGAGUAGCACAGAUACUCAGGCUGUAACCCCAACACAGAAAGAGGGAAAUUCUUCCAUUACUGUUUCUAGACAACGUGCUUUGAUGUCCAAGAGCUCCGGAGCGGAGAUGAUUUUACCCCAAACUCAAACUAUGAGGAACACAUCCUUAAACCCCGCCCUACCUUUCCAUAUGAGGCAGUUGGGCGGAGACUAUACUACUCCCGAGUUUAUAAGGCGGGCUAAACGUAUGUCAAGUAUGGGAGUACCUGCUGUACACAGUUUGUAUCAAUCAAGGAUAUAUAUGGAUAUGAUUGCAGAGGGAGGGACCCAGACUACCCCUACUAUUUGUACGCUGAAUGAGACGGAGGAGAAAAUUGAGCAGGUUCUUCUCAGAAACUUGUACAAAAUGUCAACAACAACAAGUGUACAGGUUACCCCUGGGUUAAAUCAUCCUGGACUGGUGAAGAUUAAGAAGACUGUUCACAGUGCUGGUAACUCACCUAUUGUCUGGAGCACUCAGACUUCACCAGCUUCAGGCCCUAAUAGCGGGAGUAAAAAUGCUACUCCUUUUCCUGGAAGUAGCAGUAGUGCUACACGAGUGUCUGGGGGAAAAAGUAGCAAACAGUCAUCUAACAUCCUAGAGACAACAAACCUUAACCUAGAGUCUCUUAGCUCAAGGGAACUAGAGAGUUUAGCGCUUUUAGCAGAAGAAGACAUUCAGGAGUUUAAAGAUCAGUACUGUAAGCUUGAAGAGUUGGAGAAGCAGAUGAUGAGGAAGAGGAUGGAGGAAAGCCAGGGGGUGGAUGGGUCGGUGGAGGAGAUGGUGGACAAGGAGAUACAGUUGGUCAGAAGACAGAAGGAGUUGAUCAGUGAUAUUCUUGCUACUGGUAAAAUUCCACUGAAUAGAUCCAACACUAGUAACAAUCCUAAUGGAAUAGAAGAAGAUGCAAGGUAUAACGAAGAUGGAGAAACUCCGAAAGAAGAUCAGAACAAAUCCGGAACCCUUAAUCUAACUAAAAAGCCUUUUGAACUUCAAGAUAGACAGAUGCCUGAGGUUAUGAAUGAUAUGGUGAACUUGUCAACUAAUGGUCUUCAGAUUCUCCCAGGGCACAGUUUAAACAACGAAGAGGAGGUGGAUCAAUUCUCAGAUAGAUCAUCAGAACUCGAGCACCAGAAUCAGGGAGAACUAGAGGAAGCAGACGAGGAAGUUGAUGCUGAUGAGAAGGAAGAUGAUCAUGACGCUAUUGAGGAAGAGGAAGAGGUCGAAGAAGAAGAAGAUCUUAAAGAUAGUUUUGCUGUGUCAGAAGGCGAAGAAGAAGGUGAGGAUGAACAGGAAGUAGAAGAUCAGGACAAAGAUCUAGAGGAAGCAGAUGAGGAAGUUGAUGCUGAAGAGAAGGAAGAUGAUCAUGACGCUAUUGAGGAAGAGGUCGAAGAAGAAAAAGAUCUUAACGAUAGUUCUGCUGUCUCAGAAGGCAAAGAAGAAGAUGAGUAUGAACAGGACAAAGAUCUUGAUGCUGAUAAUGACAUAAUUGAACCCCCAGAGCAAGCUCAGUCAGCUAACGAUGAUGAAGAGUAUUCUGCUGAAGAAAUUGUUGAUCACCAACAAGUAGGAAACAUAUCUCCAGACAUGAUUUAUGGUUCUCGGACACAAUUGCAGGAGGGAUCCAGGAGAAAUCUUUCCAGGAUUCUAGAUUCAGAGGAUAAUAGAGCUAAGAGUACGAAGGGGAACCGAGUAUUCCUGAUUGGGAGAGAAAAGAAGGAGAUGAGACAAGCUACUCUGGAAAGGUAUCUGGGUCCCUCAACUAGUAGGCAAAUUUUGACAGGUUUAACCUUCCUUAAUACUCCUGAACCUGCUCCUAAACCUGUUAAAUCUAAACCUACCAAGCCUAAACCUAAACCUGGAGUAAAAUCUAUCUAUCCUAUGCGGUUCCACAAGUUUGAGUUUCUAAAGCAUUCAAACCAUAAAAUGAAGAAGGAGGCUGAGGAGCCACUGAUGGAGGCUAGUGAGGCAUUUAACAAGAUGGUUCGAGUUCGUGCAUCCCAGCUGGCCAGAGAGAGAGGGGAUAAGGUUAUCCGACUCAGUGAUCUAAGACAGGUAAUGGGUGAGACAGGGUUGGUUAAACCACUCUCCGAGGAUCCAGAUAACACAUACCUCUACAGGGAUCUUAGGGAUCAACAUUGGGAUCGUUUCAAGGCGCUUAUACCCGUCCGUAAAGCUGGCAUUCUCACACCUGAUCCGUCUAUCUGGAUGCCCAUGAUUAUUGGAAAGAAAAGAAAACUUACCAAGAAGGUUUCAGCUUCUAGCAUAAAAAGAUUUAAGGUUAUGAGGAGUCUGGAUGAGGAUGAGAAUGAAGAUGAAGAUGAAGAUGAACCUGAAGAGGGUGGGGUUGAUACAGCUGCUGAUGUAGAAGAUGAUGAAGGUGAGAUGGAUGAUCUUGAACCUGAACCUGUCAAGCAAACCAAAUCUGUAAAUCGAAAGAAGUCCAACCCCAAGGAUUUGUCAGGAAAGAAAUCUUCAGCCGGAAAAAAGUCUGGAAAAGAAAAUGCAAUGAUUGCAUCCGAAAGAGAAUCAUCGUCGGGAAAAGUUGAAAAAGGGAAAACAUCGGAUAAGAAGGCAACAAACGUCAAGAAUUCUAACAAGCAAUCUUCUAGAAAAAAAUCCGAAGAAUCUGGAAAUAAAUCGGAAAAAGAAAAAGUAUCCGAUGUUGAAACCACGAGAAAACCCUCGGAUGAUCUAUCAAGUAAAAUCAAUAAACAGGAACUAACUGCUAAAUCUUUGAAGGGAAGGAAGGUUCGACAGAGGUAGGUGCAGUACGGUGCAGUACAGUACAGUAUUCUGUAACUGUAAAUCUGAACCACAGUUUUUAUUCAACCGCAACUUUGAGAUUUCAUUUCUAUUAUAAACAAUUUCAGUUCUAGAAUGCACUUAGUCAUUUUUAGUUUUAAAAUUCGCAUGGUAUUUUUAUGAACGAACAAAUAAAUUAUAUGUGACACUAUUA